CAUUUCCAGAUCCGAUCUUAUUUUUGCACCGACACGCGAAGUUUCUAGUCCUUCAAGUCAAAGCCUUUUUCAUUUCCUUGGUUAAUGUUUCCCGGAAACUCAACCGUUCCCGGAAUUCCCUAAGAGAAAGUAAAGUGUCCUCUGUUUGUUAGUUUGGGAUCAUUCGGAUUCUCUGGGUUAAUUGGAAAGGAAGUUCGACAUGUUCCGAGUUUCGCCUAGUAGGAACCAAAGAUCGAAAGGGUUGAAGGUAAAGCAUGCUCUUCAAAUAUGUGUUCUUGUAGGUAUCUGCAUCUGGUUGCUUUACCAAGUUAAGCACUCUGGUGAGAAGAAAGCAGCGUACGAGACAUCGGGGAAUGAAGUCGUUAAGUUGGGGAGAAAGGACUUUCCUCGAUCGGAAGGAAUAACCGUUAAGGAUGCACGGCUCAAGGACGAAGAGGAGGAAGAAAGCAAGAACGGAGAAGAAGAUAACAAGCCUGAGGUAACUGAAGAUGAAGGGAAAGAGAAUGGGGAUGUCGAUGCAGUGAACGAAGGUGAUAACCAGAAAUCUGAGGAGGAAACUGAGCGCCGAGAAGAUCCAUUAGAGGGAGGGAAGGAAGAGGAGAGUGAAGAGAGCAAAGAAAAUGGAAAAUAGUGGGAGCGAAGAGGACACCGAAAACAAAGGGAAUGAGGAGGCACAUGAAGAGAAAGAGACGGAAAAGAGUGAAGGUGAGAUAGAGAGUUCAGGUGCCUCGGAUGACCGGGUUUUGGAUGGAGUUGACCAGAACAAUGAAGAAGCAAGAGAAGAACUUUACAAAGCGGAUGAUGCUUCCAGCGAAGUAGUCCAUGAUGUCCAAAAUGUUGCAGUUGAGAAUGAGACAAGUGGUUUGGAAAAUUCCGAUGUGUCAGAGCAAUUGGAAAACAAAGAUAAGAAAGAUCAGGACGAAACAAAUAGCAGUGAAGCAGACGAUGUUCAUCAUGAUGAGUCAAAUGUGCAAGAAAAUGAAACAACUGAGAACCAACAAGAAAGCAGUAAUGGGAGUAAUGAGGCUGAGUCAAAAAGGGAUUCAGAAACUGAUACAGCUACAGAAUCAAACGAGAAUCAAACAGGUGGGGAGCAAUCUGAGAAAUCGGAUUCAAGUGGCAGUGGGGAGCAAUCAGACUCAAAUGCAACUCCAACUUCAACUGAGAAUGGGGAUGGGGAUGGAACAAAUGGAGAUUCCACAAGCUCUGCAAGAAACACUGAAUCUAUUGAAUCAAAUGGACAGACUGAAAACACCAAUGCAUGGACCGGAUCAGACAGCAAUCCAAAUGAUGUUCAGAGUGAAGAAUCAAACAAGAAUUCUGGAGGAGAGGGGACACAAGAAAAUGUUCUGUCGCUAAACACGAAUGAGAAUUCAAAUGCUAGUGAGAACAAAGAUGGCGAAACAUCCUCGAACACUGAUGAUAAAGCUGGUUCAGGUCAGAAUGGGAACGAUAGUGGCAAUACGAACAAUGAUGGGAAUGCAAAUGGGAAUGGCAGCAGCACCGACAAUCAGAGCAAUGCAACAGACAGUGCAGCUUCAGAUGUUACUCAAAAGGACAACAAUUUGAAUGAAAAUGAACAUGCUGCUCAUAGCAACACCGAAAACAAUGAAAAUGCAAGUCAGAAUGAGAACAAUGCCACUCAGAGCAACACAGACAAUAAUGAAAAUGCAACUGCAGAUGUCACUCAAAAUGACAACAAUUUGAAUGAAAACACUGCUCAGAGCAACACCGAAAGCAAUGACAAUGCAGGUCAGGAUGAGAACAAGGCCACUCAAAGCAACACCGAAAGCAAUGAAAUUGCAGGUCAGGACGAGAACAAGGCCGCUCAGAGCAACAGCGACAGCAAUAACAAUCCAGGUCAGAACGAGAACAAGGUCACUCAAAGCAACAGCGACAGCAAUAAUAAUCCAGGUCAGAACGAGAACAAGGUCACUCAAAGCAACACUGACAACAAUGAAAAUGCAGGUCGGGUCGAGAACAAUGCUGCUCAGAGUGGUACCAACAACGAAAAUGCAAGUCAGAAUGAGAAUAAUGCUUCUCAGAGCUACGACGCCAAUAACAACAACAAUGAAAAUGCAAGUCAAAAUGAGAACAACGAUGCCGUUUCGAGCCAUACCAACAGCAAUGAAAACUCAAAUCAUAAUGAGAACAACAAUGGCAUUCAGAGUUUCAAUGACAGCAAUGGAAAUUCUAAUUACGAUGCAAAUUCAGAGCAAAACAAAUCAGUGGAUUCUUCUAAUCCCGAUAAUUCUUCCGAUGCUUCAACGACUCGAGAAGUGAAAGAAGCUCAAACAGGUUUGGGAACUCUGCCAAAUAUCACGAACGAGGGAAAUAACAGUGGGAAUGCAGCUGUAGAAUGAAGUCGUAAUGGUUUGUCAUUCACUAUAUGACUAUUUACUGUCACUAAAUCUUUCUUUUCUUCUUCCUGUGGUGGGAUCAGGACAUUGUAUGUGUCUUAGCUACUUGUGGUUUAUUGUGAUAUUAUUUCUGAAGAGUAUUAUUUUUUACUUGUAGAUUUCUAGUUAUAAUAAUCGAAGUUCCAAGUUUUCAUAAGCCA
This is a messenger RNA of Hibiscus syriacus, 2560 nucleotides long. RefSeq names its product dentin sialophosphoprotein-like. The transcript is spliced from 2 exons. The coding region runs from base 621 to 2363 and encodes 580 amino acids. The record is from RefSeq and is a predicted model, not a curated record. NCBI's taxonomy places the organism in Eukaryota, Viridiplantae, Streptophyta, Magnoliopsida, Malvales, Malvaceae.